Molecule: messenger RNA, 2373 nt
Organism: Pectinophora gossypiella (pink bollworm)
Lineage: Eukaryota; Metazoa; Arthropoda; Insecta; Lepidoptera; Gelechiidae
Gene: Gen
Product: flap endonuclease GEN
Exons: 11
Coding region: 76-2289 (737 amino acids)
Molecular function (GO): 5'-flap endonuclease activity; four-way junction DNA binding
Source: RefSeq, a predicted model, not a curated record
UGAAUUUGAAAUACCGAUUAGUAAAUAUUUUUUAGUUAUUUUUCUAUGUAAAUGUAAAAAAAUAAAUGAUAUACCAUGGGCAUAAAAGGUUUAUGGACAGUGUUAACUCCCUUUAGCGAGAAAAAAUCAUUGCAUGAGAUAAGAGGAGAAACUAUAGCAGUAGAUCUGUCUGGAUGGAUUUGCGAUAGCCAGAAUGUUACAGACUAUUAUGUACAACCAAAAUUGUAUUUAAGGAAUUUAUUUUUUAGAACAGCUUACUUACUCUUAGCAGAUAUAAAUCCAAUUUUUGUGUUGGAAGGAGAUGCACCUGAGCUGAAGCGCGAUGUUAUGGCGGCUCGGAAUGCCAUUCAGUUCCGUGGAGCUGCACCACGCUCUGAAAAUGCAACUAAGAAAAGACCUGAUGUGGGUCGCAAGAGGUUUAAGGGUGUACUGAAAGAAUGUGAAUCACUUCUAAAAUGUAUGGGGGUGAGAUGUGUCAAGGGCAGUGGAGAAGCGGAAGCCACUUGUGCACAGCUGAAUGCGCAAGGUUUGGUAGAUGCCGUAGUAUCUCAAGACUCUGAUUGCUUCGCGUACGGGGCUCGGCGCGUGUAUCGCAACUUUAGCGUGUCGCACGCGGCGGGCGGAGGCGCCAUGGCUGGCUCGGUCGACUGCUACGAUGCUGACUCCAUGUUUCGGAGCAAUGGUUUCGGCCGUAACAAAAUGGUGGCGCUUGCUCUGCUCUGCGGCUGCGACUACGGCGUCGGCGCAUGCGGCUCCUCCGUCACCACUGCAGUGUCGUUCCUGCACACUAUUGCGGAUACUGACGCUAUACCCAGGUUACUGUCCUGGGUGAGCGAGCCGGCUCACUACGAGGAGCGCAGCCGCUGGGCCGCGGCGCCCGGGCGCUGCGACCGCUGUGGCCACGUCGGCCGCACUCACGCCAAGAAGGGCUGCCCCGUCUGUAACACGCACCAUGGAUGUAGCGACUUGGGACAUAAGGCUAAAGUAGCAGAAGUAAAACGGGAGUUGUCUCUACGAAGCAGAGCGUUGUCAUGUGGCAUGCCCUUUCCAGAGCCAAAGGUUAUGAAAGAAUUCUUGAAGACCACUCCGGAGAAGAUAGACCUUGAGAGCUUGAAGACUUCUACACCUAGUUUGAUUCAGUUUGUGAAAAUAAUGUCCAAUAAGUUGGACUGGUCGGAACGGUAUUGCGUAGAGAAGUUUCUGCCGUUACUGACCAAGUGGCAUUUACAAGACUAUGUUCCUGUUAGAACUAUCAGGCCUACUAGGAUUAAAAAGAAAAGAAAUCCCAGAGGUGUGCCGAGUUACGAGGUGGUAUGGGACGACAUCGACGGGCAGUAUGAAGCUUUAAUACCAGACGAUCAGUUCGAAGAUGGUGAAGAUCGAACGCUUCCGUGGACUUCGACUGAACGACAGGAUUUGAUGAAACAGUAUUAUCCACAACUAGUUGAAUCUUACGAGGAAUCAGUCAAGAAGCCGGCCAAAGAGAAGAAAACUCGUGGCAGAAAAAAGAAAGAUGGAGAAACGGAUAAACCGAAACGAAAAUAUACAAAGAAAGUUAAAAAUUCUGAUGUCGUUGUGGCUAAUUUGAGUACAUCGAUGAAACAUUUGAAUAUCUCAACAAAUGUUCCUGACGUAAAUAUCAGCAAAGCGAACGUGAGCGUUUCUGUGAAUAAAUUGAAACGAAAAUUAAAGAGUAAGAAAGGACAAAGAACGAUAGACAGUUUUAUUGUUAAUAAAAGAAGGAAAUCUAGCAAGACAUCAAUACAAUCGUUAAAACAUAGUUUCAAAAAUGUGACAUUAAAUUUUGACGACCCAGAGCCGAAAUAUCUAGACAAAGAGUAUAACAAGGAGAGUCAACAUUUACUCAGCACGUUGGAUACAAGUGAGGGUGAUAUUAAUGAGAGGGACCUGUCAGAUAUAGUCGACCGGAUCGUUACCAGCGCGCCCGUCACCAAAACUGCCAAAGUGGACAAUAAUCUUUACAAGCUUGUCUUCGAGAAAUAUUCAACGCCAAAGAAAACAGUUCGAAAAAGCGUUUUAAGGGAGAUAUAUUAUAAUUGUUCGACCCCAAGAGAGAGCCCAAUUCGGAGGGGUAGUUUGAAACUUUGUGCUAAUGUUUCGAAUAAUUCCAUAACGUGCAAAGUGAAUACGAGUUAUUUCUUCGACAAACUAACCGAGGAUCGUGACGCUUUCGAAUUGUCUAUGGAAUACAAACACAAAAGUGCUGUCGUUAUAAGUUUAGACUGUGACGCAACAGUUGAUUAUAGUUUGCCAGACGUACGUCUGUAGAGUCUGUGGUUGAUAAAUGAUUCAAUUAACUGUUUAAAGUGGUUUAAUUCGUUGACAUACUCUGAAUAAAGCAAUGCGUAGAUA